Rotaria sp. Silwood1 is the source of this 828-nucleotide messenger RNA. NCBI's taxonomy places the organism in Eukaryota, Metazoa, Rotifera, Eurotatoria, Philodinida, Philodinidae. The record is from the annotation of a GenBank genome assembly.
AUGACAGAAUCGAAUAGUACUACGAAUAAUACUGCAGCUUUAUCGCCUAAAAAAGAUUGGUUAUUUUGGAGUAAAAUUGUUGCAACACAAUAUCUUAUUCGACACUCAUUUUGGAAAAGUUUUUCCUUACCAAUUAUUAUCGGACAACUAUCGGCAAAUACACAAAAAGAUUAUACUGGAUCACAUUAUAUUUUAAUUGUAUAUAUUCUCAUAGCAUUUCAUUUUUUAAGUGGUAUUUUUGUUAGCGAUAGAAAAUUUCGACAUGCACUUGGAUUUUUACCACAUAUUGUUGGACUUGGAUGUACAUCUUAUUUAUUAUAUUCAAAUAUACUUCAACAAUUGACUCCUUGGUUAAAAAUUCGUAUAAUUAUUCAUUCACUUGGUACAAUGGCAACAUUUUGUUUUAUUGCUAGUUUACAUACAACAAGUGUAUCAUUUCGAUCAAUAUUACGUCGUAUAUCAACAUAUUUAAUUGUUUUUUAUUUUGUUCUUAAUGCUUAUAUACUUUGGUGGUCAAAUGAUGAGACAAAAUUAUUUAAAAAUUUCUUUUGGACAGUUAUUAUUCGUGUACAUGCAAUUAUUUUCUUUUUAGUUUCAGGUGGAUUUUGUUUAGAUAUAUUUCUAAUACAAUCAUGUCAAUUAGCAUUUUAUUUAAUUUGUUCAAAUAUUAUCUUAGAUAUAUGUAUACUUUAUAGAACAAAUCAAUGGCAUACCAAUUUUUGGUUACUAAUAGAUUAUAUUAUUGAUGAUAUAGCUAUGCUUUGUGGAUGUUUUUAUUUAUAUCAAUUUAAUUUAUAUAAAAAAAUUAAAUUGAAAAAAACUGACUAA